This is a messenger RNA of Grammomys surdaster, 1824 nucleotides long. RefSeq names its product inositol hexakisphosphate kinase 2 (gene Ip6k2). Bases 201 to 1547 code for a protein of 448 amino acids. The record is from RefSeq and is a predicted model, not a curated record. The transcript has 6 exons. Gene Ontology annotation, biological process: inositol phosphate biosynthetic process; phosphatidylinositol phosphate biosynthetic process. Gene Ontology annotation, cellular component: cytoplasm; nucleus. Lineage: Eukaryota; Metazoa; Chordata; Mammalia; Rodentia; Muridae. Gene Ontology annotation, molecular function: inositol hexakisphosphate kinase activity.
UGGCUGACUGUAAGGUGGUUCCCAGGCUGCUUCCAAAUCUCAUGUCAUCAUUGUGUUUGCUUCCGCCAGAGUGUCCUGGCUUGCACAAACCGAGGAGCAGAGAUCAAACAGGCGGCUGUAAGGACAGACAGUAAACGGAGGACGAGCUGGCCUCUGGACCCCGCUGCCUCCCCUUCCUCCCUGCUGCCUGUGUCCGGAGAAUGAGCCCAGCCUUCAGGGCCAUGGACGUGGAGCCCCGCACCAAGGGCAUCCUGCUGGAGCCCUUUGUCCACCAGGUUGGGGGGCAUUCAUGCGUUCUCCGAUUCAAUGAGACAACCCUGUGCAAGCCCCUGGUUCCGAGGGAGCAUCAGUUCUACGAGACCCUCCCAGCUGAGAUGCGCAGAUUCACUCCCCAGUAUAAAGCUGUUUUGAUAUUUGUUAGGUUUGCAGAUGAGUUUGGGGCCUCUGGCAACAUAGAGACUAAGGAACAGGGUGUGGUAUCUGUGUGCUUUGAAGAAGAUGAAGACAGGAACUUGUGUUUAAUAGCAUAUCCAUUAAAGGGGGACCAUGGAACUGUGGAUAUUGUAGACAAUUCAGACUGUGAACCAAAAAGUAAGCUGCUAAGAUGGACAAACAAAAAGCAUCAUGUCCUAGAAACAGAAAAGAAUCCCAAGGACUGGGUACGCCAGCACCGGAAAGAGGAGAAGAUGAAGAGCCAUAAGUUAGAAGAAGAAUUUGAGUGGCUAAAGAAAUCUGAAGUCUUAUACUACAGUGUAGAAAAGAAGGGAAAUAUAAGUUCCCAGCUUAAACACUAUAACCCUUGGAGCAUGAAAUGUCAUCAACAGCAGUUACAGAGAAUGAAGGAGAACGCAAAGCAUCGAAACCAGUACAAAUUCAUCUUACUGGAGAACCUGACUUCCCGCUAUGAGGUGCCUUGUGUCCUGGACCUCAAGAUGGGCACACGCCAGCAUGGUGAUGAUGCUUCAGAGGAAAAAGCAGCUAACCAGAUCCGAAAAUGUCAGCAGAGCACAUCUGCUGUCAUUGGUGUUCGAGUGUGUGGCAUGCAGGUGUACCAGGCAGGCACUGGGCAACUCAUGUUCAUGAACAAGUACCAUGGGAGGAAGCUUUCGGUUCAGGGCUUCAAGGAGGCACUUUUCCAGUUCUUUCACAAUGGCCGGUACCUGCGCCGCGAGCUCCUGGGCCCUGUGCUCAAGAAGCUAACUGAGCUCAAGGCCGUGUUGGAGCGACAGGAAUCCUACCGCUUCUAUUCAAGUUCCCUACUGGUCAUUUAUGAUGGCAAGGAGUGGCCAGAAGUGACCCUGGACUCAGAUGCUGAGGACUUGGAGGACCUCUCCGAAGAGUCGGCUGAUGAGUCUGCUGGUGCCUAUGCCUACAAGCCCAUCGGUGCCAGCUCAGUGGACGUGCGCAUGAUCGACUUUGCACACACCACCUGCAGGCUGUAUGGCGAGGACAGUGUGGUGCAUGAGGGCCAGGAUGCUGGCUAUAUCUUUGGGCUGCAGAGCCUGAUAGACAUUGUCACAGAGAUAAGUGAGGAGAGUGGAGAGUGAGCUUGUUGGCUAUUCCAGUACCUGAGAGACUCUUUGUGUCCCCCCUGCAGCUGUGCUGUCAGGAAGCAGGCCAGUAUGGCUGGGUGUUGGCCUCUGCAGCCUGGAGCUGAUAAGACAGUGGCCCCUGUGUCCCCCCAAACCCCCCAGCCUGAGCCGGUCCCAGACUCGCUCGGAGCCUUUUAUUUAUUUUAACUUUCUUCAACAUUCCACAUUUGAUGAUGCAGAUACCUCUUCCCUGAGUGUAAAUGUUCUAAUACAGAUCUUUUUGUUUAUUGUA